Messenger RNA from Cebus imitator (Panamanian white-faced capuchin), 3273 nucleotides. It is a transcript of the gene WNT16, whose product is annotated as Wnt family member 16. Lineage: Eukaryota; Metazoa; Chordata; Mammalia; Primates; Cebidae. Gene Ontology annotation, cellular component: extracellular region. Bases 293 to 1390 code for a protein of 365 amino acids. The record is from RefSeq and is a predicted model, not a curated record. Gene Ontology annotation, molecular function: frizzled binding; cytokine activity. Gene Ontology annotation, biological process: cell fate commitment; neuron differentiation; canonical Wnt signaling pathway. The transcript has 4 exons.
AACAGAAGUUUCUCACCUAGGAAUGCGAGGGGCGCUCCCUCAUCGCCUGCAUAUCUCCACCUCUGCGCAGGAGAAGGGCCGAAGCUGCUCUCUCUACCUCUCCUACUGCUCGCUGCAAACGAGGGGGAAGCUGCUGAGAGCCCCUAACACUGCUAGCCUUUUAAUGUUGUAUGCAAGGAGGAAGAGGGCGAGGGAUAACUUGGAGCUGGGCGACUGACCUCCGACCCGAAAGGCCUCUGGGGAGGGAGGGCAAAAGAGGAGCGCCUGGGCUGGGGGACUUGAUGCGGGGGCCAUGGACAGGGCGGCGCUCCUGGGACUGGCCCGCCUGUGCGCGCUGUGGGCUGCCCUGCUAGUGCUGUUCCCCUGCGGAGCCCAGGGAAACUGGAUGUGGUUGGGCAUUGCCUCCUUCGGGGUUCCGGAGAAGCUGGGCUGUGCCAACUUGCCUCUGAACAGCCGCCAGAAGGAGCUGUGCAAGAGGAAACCGUACCUGCUGCCGAGCAUCCGAGAGGGCGCCCGGCUGGGCAUUCAGGAGUGCAGGAGCCAGUUCAGACACGAGAGAUGGAACUGCAUGAUCACCGCGGCCUCCACCACCGUCCCGAUGGGCGCCAGCCCCCUCUUCGGCUACGAGCUGAGCAGCGGCACCAAAGAGACAGCAUUUAUUUAUGCUGUGAUGGCUGCAGGCCUGGUGCAUUCUGUGACCAGAUCAUGCAGUGCAGGCAACAUGACAGAGUGUUCCUGUGACACCACCUUGCAGAACGGCGGCUCAGCAAGUGAAGGCUGGCACUGGGGGGGCUGCUCCGAUGAUGUCCAGUAUGGCAUGUGGUUCAGCAGAAAGUUCCUAGAUUUCCCCAUCAAAAACGCCACGGGCAAAGAAAACAAAGUACUAUUAGCAAUGAACCUACAUAACAAUGAAGCUGGAAGGCAGGCUGUCGCCAAGCUGAUGUCAGUAGACUGCCGCUGCCACGGAGUUUCCGGCUCUUGUGCUGUGAAAACAUGCUGGAAAACCAUGUCUUCUUUUGAAAAGAUUGGCCAUUUGUUGAAGGAUAAAUAUGAAAACAGUAUCCAGAUAUCAGACAAAAUAAAGAGGAAAAUGCGCAGGAGAGAAAAAGAUCAGAGGAAAAUACCAAUCCACAAAGAUGAUCUGCUCUAUGUUAAUAAAUCUCCCAACUACUGUGUAGAAGAUAAGAAACUGGGAAUCCCAGGGACACAAGGCAGAGAAUGCAACCGUACUUCAGGGGGUGCAGACGGCUGCAACCUCCUCUGCUGUGGCCGAGGCUACAACACACAUGUGGUCAGGCAUGUGGAGAGGUGUGAGUGUAAGUUCAUCUGGUGCUGCUAUGUCCGUUGCAGGAGGUGUGAAAGCAUGACUGAUGUCCACACGUGCAAGUAACCACUCCAUCCAGCAUUGGGCAAGACGCCUCAGCAAUAUACAAUGUCAUUGCAGCCAGGGGGUGCCUCUCCCUGUGCAGUGCUAGUAAAGUUGACUCUUACAGUGAAAUCCCCAGAACCUUGGACCUCUCUGAGAGUUUCCUUUACUUGAUAGCAUAUUUUUCUUUGCCAGAUCAACCCAUUGAUCAUGUGGAUUUCUUGAGAUUCUAACAUUAAAAAGGUUUAUAUUCAUCUUUUGGUGAUUUGGGGACUAUAUAUUGACAAAUAAGGAAGACAAUCUGUUUCCUAAGCAAGAAAUAACAGGAAAGAUCCCUCAUGCCAGGAGGCCUGCCAUACUCAGUAUAAGAUCCUUGAAUAUGGAACUUAGUUACAGGACUCAAUAAUGGAGGGUGAUCAUUACUCAUUUUUAAAAGACACCUCUUAUAGCAACAAGGAGACGUUAACACGAAUCUCAUUUAUUCUGUCAAUAUUUUAAUUGAAGAGAUUAUACUGUUUGGGCAUAGACAGAAGAUGUUGAAAAGUUAACAUAAGCAGUGGGUGCUGACUUAUCCCUUCAUGAACUUCCAAAGAAAGGUAAUCAAAAAAAGAACCUUCCUAAGUGAUCCCUAAAAAAUCCUUGUUACAGAUGUUUAGUGACAAAGAAUCAAUAUGUAAAAAGAAAAUGGAUGAUUUAGAUUUUAAGUGCCUUUAAACUGAGAGAAUCUAGAAAAAGUUCCAUAGGUAUAUAGCCGUCUUUCAUCUUUAGAUUCAUACUUUUAUCACAGACCAGUUUCCACUGUUAAAAACCCACCUCUGAGAUACUAGGGGGGAGAAUCCUGAAACAUGCGAGAAAAGUAGAGGCAAAAAGUAGAGGUAAAAAUAUAAUUUCAUACAUUGUAAAGAAAAAGCACCCUUUAAAUGUGUAAAGACAGUAUUUUGUAAAGUACUUUGUUUAAAAUGUUUCUAUUUUGUAAAUACAGUAUUUAAGUUAUAUAAUCUAUAUUAAAACUUAAAACAUUUGACAAAGCCCAAGAGCUAAGGCAGUAAAAUUAUCUCAUAAAUAAGUUUAACUUUUUUUUUUCAUACUAGUAACACUAUUUUUUUUUUUUGGACACAAAAGAGAAUUUAAUUUAGCAGUUAGUUAUAUGGAGGUGUUUCUUGCUAAAAUAACAGUUUUACAUGUUAUAGAUUAAAAUAAGCUGCAAAAUAUGAAAAAUUGUGUUAUUUCAGCAGUCAGAUUAAUUGAAUUCUCUUUUCACAUUAGUUAUGCUUAACUCAUAAGGUUAUAAUAAAUUAUAUAGUAAAAGUCUUAACUGGAAAAAAGAAUCUAAAUCGGAAUAGUGAUCAAUUUAUGGAUUUGAUAUCCUGGUUAUUUAUUAUAUUUUAUAUAAUGCUGCAUUUUUAUUUGAAUGUUGAGUGGUCUUUCUUGUUUUAAUAUUCAUGCAUGUAUAUUCAUCAUAUUUUACAAGGUUCCUGGUAAAAAUUACAGGGCUCUAUUUAAGGUUGUAUUUUAAUGUAAAUGCUUAUUUUUUUUUAUGAAUUGUUAAAUAUUUCAGUAUUAUAUAGAAAAAACAGAAUUUCUAAAUUCAGAAUGGAAAAAAAGGGAAUAUUCAUUUUCAUAUUAAUAAGACAAAGAAAUGUUUCCCGGUCCCACAGUCUUCAUUCUAUUUCCCUUUAAUUUCACUCACUGAGGCAGAGGAAUAAUUUUUGGAAAAAAGCACACCCAUGGAAAAUGUCUCAGGUCUAAUAUUAAAAUCAAGGCUAAGCAUUUAACUGUGACUCCUAAAGUUUGACAAAGUUAUAAUUUACUAAAUGAGAGACACAGAAAUGGCAAAUAUAAAUAUAGUGCAUAUUUAAAAGUGGUUUUCCAUUCUUUAACACCCAUUGAAUAGAAGAAUCUGAAAA